AUGGCCUAUCAGUUCGACAUAAAAUACAAACCUACAGCACAACACGGGAAUGCUGACGCCCUUUCAAGACUACCAGAAGGCCCAGGUAACAACUUUGAUCAAGAGAACAAUUGUUUUGCAGUCGAAGAGCUGGAUACCCCAAUUGAUGCAGAGGUUAUCCGAUUUCAUACAAAGAGGGAUGUAACUCUCAUGAAAGUUCACCGGUUCAUACAACAAGGGUGGCCUACAUUCGUAGGACCACAACAAGCAGAUAUACUACCAUAUUUCCAACGUAAUACUGCUUUAGUUAUUAUUGAUAACAUUAUUUGCUUACAGGGCUAUUCAAAUCGGGCUAUAAUUCCAAAAAAACUGCGCCAACGCGUCCUUGAACUGUUGCAUGAAAGCCACUGGGGCAUAGUUCGAAUGAAACAAUUAGGUCGAAGAUACUGCUGGUGGCCGGGCAUCGACAAAAAUAUCGAGACACUCGCAUCGUCAUGCAACAUAUGUAAAAGAACGUCAGCCAGUCCACCAAAGGAAUUUAGCUCGUGGCCCGAAGCUAUACGUCCGUGGCAACGUGUCCACAUUGACUUCGACGGACCGGUAUUCAAUCACCAUAUGUGGCUCGUAUGUGUCGACGCAUUUUCACAGUAUCCGUACAUUGUCCAAUUGUCAAAUACAACCUCUGCUGAUACAGUAAAGGCGUUAACAUCAAUUUUUGCCAUAGAAGGUUUGCCGGAAACGUUAGUAAGUGACAACGGUCUACAACUUACAUCCUCACAGUUUAAGGAAUUUUGCUUGAAAAAUGGCAUUCAGCAUGUCACGACAGCGCUAUUUCACCCGGCUUCAAACGGCUUAGCAGAGCGUUUCGUGCGUACUUUUAAGACAUCGGCGAAGAAAAACCUUGAUGACAGUAUGCCAAUUAGUGAAGCAGUUAUCAAAUUUUUAGUGACCUACCGCUCUAUGCCAAAUACUAACAAUAAGUCUCCUGCAGAGUUGCUACACGGCAGAACGGUUCGAACGCUUCUUACACAGAUUUUACCGGUUACAAAAUCAUCAAAAAAGCAACCAGUGACGACAAAAUUCGGCAAGGAUUGCAAAGUUUUUUUACGCAACUACAGUAGCGGUCCUAAAUGGGUCGAAGGAAUAAUUGAGAAAUCUUUGGGAAACAGGGUCUACUUAGUUAAGACACUGACUGGUCAAUGUAAGCGUCAUCAAAAUCAACUUCAAGCGCGCCAGUCAACACCGCCGCAACCAACUGCCUAUAAACCAUCAAAACAACAUCAGCAGUCAACCAUCGAUGAACCAUUAAAACAACAGCAGCAGUCAACCAUCAAGGAACCGUCACAACAAGAAACAACUCAAAAUUUUCAAGAAACAAAUGCAGGUCAACAAAUUCUAGAAAUACCCACCUCUGUGCGCAGAAGUGAACGCACACGAAAAUGA
Molecule: messenger RNA, 1422 nt
Organism: Teleopsis dalmanni
Lineage: Eukaryota; Metazoa; Arthropoda; Insecta; Diptera; Diopsidae
Exons: 1
Coding region: 1-1422 (473 amino acids)
Biological process (GO): DNA integration
Molecular function (GO): nucleic acid binding
Source: RefSeq, a predicted model, not a curated record